GCUGCCUUAGCCAUGAAGCUCCUUUUGCUGACUUUGACUGUGCUGCUGCUCUUAUCCCAGCUGACUCCAGGUGGCACCCAAAGAUGCUGGAAUCUUUAUGGCAAAUGCCGUCACAGAUGCUCCAAGAAGGAAAGAGUCUAUGUUUACUGCCUAAAUAAUAAAAUGUGCUGCGUGAAGCCCAAGUACCAGCCAAAAGAAAAGUGGUGGCCAUUUUAA
Macaca mulatta (Rhesus monkey) is the source of this 216-nucleotide messenger RNA. It is a transcript of the gene DEFB123, whose product is annotated as defensin beta 123. Gene Ontology annotation, cellular component: extracellular region. Lineage: Eukaryota; Metazoa; Chordata; Mammalia; Primates; Cercopithecidae. The record is from RefSeq and is marked provisional. Gene Ontology annotation, biological process: innate immune response.